Peromyscus maniculatus bairdii (prairie deer mouse) is the source of this 2335-nucleotide messenger RNA. RefSeq names its product serine incorporator 3 (gene Serinc3). The record is from RefSeq and is a predicted model, not a curated record. Gene Ontology annotation, cellular component: membrane. NCBI's taxonomy places the organism in Eukaryota, Metazoa, Chordata, Mammalia, Rodentia, Cricetidae.
GAAGGGCGGGCCCUGUUUCCGGCUUGAGAAAUCGUCGCCGCGUUUCUGAGGCGACGCCUCAGCCGGCAGUUAGCCACCGCGCAGGCAGCCGCUCGGAGCGGAGGGUCUCGGCCCCGGCGUCACCAUGGGGGCCGUGCUGGGCGUCUUCUCCUUGGCCAGCUGGGUUCCAUGCCUCUGUAGUGGUGCAUCAUGUCUGCUGUGCAGCUGCUGUCCCAUCAGUAAGAAUUCCACUGUAACUCGACUCAUCUAUGCCUCUCUUCUCUUCCUCGGCACUAUUGUGUCUUGCAUCAUGAUGACAGAAGGCGUACAAACUCAGCUGAAGAAGAUUCCUGGAUUCUGUGAAGGAGGAUUUCAAAUCAAGAUGCCUGAUAUAAAUGCAGAGAAAGAUUGUGAUGUGCUGGUUGGUUUUAAAGCUGUAUAUCGGAUCAACUUCGCUGUGGCCAUCUUUUUCUUUGCCUUCUUUUUGCUCAUGUUAAGAGUAAAAACAAGUAAAGAUCCCAGAGCAGCAAUACACAAUGGGUUUUGGUUCUUCAAAAUUGCUGCCAUUAUUGGUAUCAUGGUUGGAUCUUUCUACAUUCCUGGGGGUCAUUUUACUUCAGUUUGGUUUUUUGCUGGCAUGCUUGGGGCCACUUUCUUCAUCUUCAUCCAACUGGUGCUCUUGGUAGACAUGGCUCACUCUUGGAAUGAAUUGUGGGUAAAUCGAAUGGAAGAAGGAAACCCAAGGUUCUGGUAUGCUGCUCUGCUGUCUUUUACAAGCUUGUUUUAUAUCCUUUCGAUCAUCUUUGCUGUGUUGCUCUACAUCUUCUACACCAAACCAGAUGGCUGCACAGAAAACAAGGUCUUCAUCAGCCUUAACCUGAUUUUUUGUGUUGCAGUUUCUAUUGUAUCCAUUCUCCCCAAAAUUCAGGAACAUCAGACUCGUUCUGGCCUCCUGCAGUCCUCCAUCAUCACUCUGUACACUCUUUACCUCACGUGGUCAGCCAUGACCAAUGAACCUGACCGGUCCUGUAACCCCUCUCUUAUGAGCAUCAUCACACACUUGACUUCACCAACUGUGUCUCCAGCAAAUUCAACCACUCUUGCUCCUGCUUAUGCCCCACCAUCACAGAACGGACACUUUAUGAAUUUGGAUGAUAUUGGGGGGCUGUUUAUCUUUGUUGUCUGCCUUAUAUAUUCUAGCAUCCGUACUUCGAGCAAUAGCCAAGUUAACAAGCUGACUCUCUCUGGGAGUGACAGUGUUAUCCUUGGUGAUACCACCAAUGGAGCCAGUGAUGAAGAAGAUGGACAGCCUCGUCGGGCUGUGGACAACGAGAAGGAGGGGGUGCAGUAUAACUACUCCUUAUUCCACUUGAUGCUCUGCUGUGCUUCCUUGUACAUCAUGAUGACCAUAACCAGCUGGUACAGUCCUGAUGCCAAGUUCCAGAAAGUAUCCAGCAAGUGGCUAGCUGUGUGGGUCAAAAUGGGCUCGAGCUGGGUGUGCCUCCUCCUCUACCUCUGGACUCUCGUGGCUCCACUCGUCCUCACAGGUCGGGACUUCAGCUGAGCUUCAGAGUGCCAGGAACACUGCUAAAGCUGCAGAGUCUCCUUUGCUGAACGCAUAUCCCCUCUACGUUUCAUCAACUAAAACUAUUAAGUGAACGCUUUGCAAAUUUGCCUGUAUUCAUGUUUAUAUCAAAAGGCAAGACUGAAUAAUGCUUGAUGCAGAAUCUGAGCUUUCAUAUAUAUACAUAUAUUAUGUUUAUUUGUAAGGCUAUAGCACAAAGGGAACAUUUUUGUGUUUUAGCGUGAACUACAGCUGUGCUGUGAAGAGAGUUCUUUAUAAAGACCUGUAGAUUCCUACAAUUUUGGUUUAAAAUGUAAGUUAGAAAAUUGUUGGAUAUUUGAGGCUAUCUUUAAUAUAUUUCUAUUGCAGUCUCCUUAAAAAUCAAAACAGGAAUGUAUUAACCCACAAUUCCCUCAGUAAAGGUCUUUGCUGAGUGACACAGGCACACUGUUUCUUGCAAAGGGUCUUCAGAGGUGUAGAGUCCUGGUUUUUGGCAAGGAAUUACGUAUGUAGGUCCUUCCCCUGGAACGUGGCUGCUGAUAAGGCUGAGAGAAGGCUAUUGAGUUCCUUUACUUACUUUUUAUACUACACUGACGCUGCUUGAUAGAAGUCUGUGGCUUUGUCAGAUUUAUGUCAUCCCAGUAAAUGCUUUGUAGAUUUGAUUAAAAUGAAAAUUCACUUGGGAAACACUGCAGUGUUAUGUAAUGAUCUUGUUUUGAGUGUAAAAGUCAGAGGCAUGUUAGUUUAUUACAUUUGCACUAUAAAAGUACUUGAUUAAAAUAGAUAAUUUGG